Messenger RNA from Eutrema salsugineum, 1224 nucleotides. RefSeq names its product heat stress transcription factor B-2a. Gene Ontology annotation, molecular function: RNA polymerase II cis-regulatory region sequence-specific DNA binding; DNA-binding transcription factor activity. Gene Ontology annotation, cellular component: nucleus. Gene Ontology annotation, biological process: regulation of transcription by RNA polymerase II. NCBI's taxonomy places the organism in Eukaryota, Viridiplantae, Streptophyta, Magnoliopsida, Brassicales, Brassicaceae. The transcript is spliced from 2 exons. Bases 166 to 1056 code for a protein of 296 amino acids. The record is from RefSeq and is a predicted model, not a curated record.
CCCAAAAAAACAUUACGCAGCUUCUCGAUCUUCGUUUCCCUUCCUAACUAUAAUUUAUUUAACACACAUUCCUUCUCAUUUUACUUUUCUUCUUUCUUGACUUUUACACAAGACGCUUCGUUUUUGGUUUUGAAUCUUCUUCUAACUUUUCCCGAUUGAAAUCUAAUGAUUUCACCGCCGAGCUAUAACGGUGACGCGAUGGUUAACGGCGAAUCUCAAAGAUCUGUUCCGACGCCGUUUCUCAACAAGACUUUUAACCUCGUGGAGGAUCCUUCCAUCGACGAUGUAAUCUCGUGGAACGAAGAUGGUUCCUCCUUCAUCGUCUGGAACCCGACUGAUUUCGCUAGAGAUUUGCUUCCUAAGCACUUCAAACACAACAAUUUCUCCAGUUUCGUCCGUCAGCUCAACACUUACGGAUUCAAGAAAGUUGUACCGGACCGGUGGGAGUUUUCGAAUGAUUUUUUCCGGAGAAGAGAGAAACGUCUUCUCCGCGAGAUCCAGCGCCGGAAACUAACGCAUGUUGCUGCUCCGCCGUCGGAAGUGGUGGCUGUGGCUGCUCAGAGAAUCCAGACGGCGAAACCGGGUGUGUCUCCGUCGAAUUCAGGGGAAGAUCAGGCGGUGUCUCCGUCGUCGUGGUUUUGUCAAACCGGGAACGGUGGUUUAUCGGUUGAGCUAUUGGAGGAGAACGAGAAGCUACGGAGUCAGAACAUCCAGCUUAAUCGUGAGCUUACUCAGAUGAAAUCUCUCUGCGAUAACAUCUUCAGCCUCAUGUCAAACUACGCCGGAUCUCUUCCCGAUCGGAGCUAUUCCUCGGGAGGUAGUAGCAGCCACGAAGCGAUGAAACCGGUGGAGUUUUUACCGGCGAAGACGGUGGUUGGGGAAGAAGAAAGCCCGAGGCUGUUCGGUGUUCCGAUUGGGCUCAAACGGACGAGAAGCGAGGGAGUUCAGGUGAAAACGGUUACCGUCGCCGGCGGCGGAAGCGACGGAGGAGGGGAGAACGAGGACACGCCGUGGCUGAGACACUAUAAUCGAGCCAAUCAGAGAGUCUGUCAUUAGACGGCUCAGAUUUUGCGUGUGUAGAUAUGUUUGCGAUGUAGAGGAUUAGAGCUUUCCUUAAUGAGCACGUGUCCCAUCUGUUUCAAGAAGUUUCAUCAAUCUUGACUUCUUCUCUGACAUUUUGUCAAUAAAUAAUGCUUCAAUAAACGCUCUCCUUUUCAGUUUUUC